CUCCGGAGCGGAGGCGGAAAGGCGGAGAGCUGCCCGCGGCGGCAGCGGGGCCCUGGCCGCGCCCGUGGUUUUCGGGGCCCGCGACACGGCCCGAGGCAGCUCGACGGGCUCCGCUCGCCGCGCCUGAGCCCCGCCGGGAGCCGCGCACAGGUUAUGCGGCCCCGACGCCGGCCCCUGAGUCCCCGCGAGAAGGAGAAGGGCUAAGCGGGCGCCCCGCGCCCGGCCCCGCCGCCGCACCAUGAGCCACGAGCAGGUGUCCUCCGAGAUCCACCACAUCGUCUCCUCGGCCUUCGAGAGCCCCGAGCAGGAUGCCCUGGGCCCCGGCUCGCCCAAGUUUGGGGAGGAGGAGGAGAAGGACCUGAACAAGGCUCUGGGCGUGGAGCGCUUCGAGGAGAUCCUGUGCGACUCCUACCCUCGCAACGCGGAGGAGGCUGGCCGCAGCUACAGCGAGGAGGACUUCGAGUAUCACCGCCAGUCGUCCCACCACAUCCACCACCCGCUCUCCACCCACCUGCCCCCUGACACCCGCCGCAAGAAGGGGGUACAGAAGAAGGGCAAGAAGAAGCGGCACCGGGCAUCCGCCCCCGGCGAGACACCCACCAUUGAGGAGGCCGAAGAGGAUGAGGAUGAGGCGUGUGACACUGAGACGGAGCGGUCAGCAGAGGAGCUCCUGCAGGGCGGCCCCUCGGAGGCGGUGCAGUUCUUCUUGCAGGAGGAUGAGGUCCCCGACCGGCGGGCAGAGGAGCCGGCAGCCCCCGCCGCAGUGCCGGGCUCCCCCGCGGAGUCCUGCAGGUCCAUGUCCCCCAGGGAAGCGGAGGGAGCCAGCCCCGACGUCGAGGAGGGGCGUCCCGCGGAGGGGCCGGCCACCGACGAGGCCGGCUCCCCCGGGCGCCCGGUGCCCAAGUCGCAGCCGGGGCACCGCAGCUACAACCUGCACGAGAGGCGGCGGAUCGGCAGCAUGACAGGCGCGGAGCAGGCGCAGUACCAGAAGAUGCCCACGGACGAGUCGGAGGCCCAGACCCUGGCCUCGGCCGACUUGGACUACAUGAAGAGUCACCGCUUUGAGGACGUGCCUGGGGUGCGCCGGCACCUGGUCCGAAAGAGCGCCAAGGCCCAAGUAGUGCACGUCAGCAAGGACCACAAGGAGCCGAGCACACGGCACAGGAAGCAGGACCGGCAGCCCCACGAGGUCUUCGUAGAGCUGAACGAGCUGGUGGUGGACAAGAACCAGGAGCUGCAGUGGAAGGAGACAGCUCGCUGGAUCAAGUUUGAGGAGGAUGUGGAGGAAGAGACAGACCGCUGGGGCAAGCCGCACGUGGCCUCGCUGUCCUUUCGCAGCCUCCUGGAGCUACGCAAGACCCUGUCCCAUGGAGCCGUGCUCCUCGACCUGGACCAGAAGACGCUGCCGGGGGUGGCUCACCAGGUGGUGGAGCAGAUGGUCAUCACGGACCAGAUCCGGGCAGAGGACCGUGCCAAUGUGCUGCGGGCGCUGCUGCUCAAGCACAGCCACCCGAGCGAUGAGAAGGACUUCUUCCCGCGCAACAUCUCGGCCGGCAGCCUGGGCUCGCUGCUCACGCACCACCACAGCACCAACCACGUGGCAGAGGGCAGCGAGCCAGCUGUCACUGAGCCCCUCAUUGCCGGCCACGCUGUGGAGCAUGACACACGGGUUGACGUGGAGCGAGAGAGGGAGGUCCUGACCCCCACACCUCCUGCCGGCAUCACUCGCUCCAAGUCCAAGCAUGAGCUGAAGCUGCUGGAGAAGAUCCCAGACAAUGCGGAGGCCACGGUGGUGCUUGUGGGCUGUGUGGAGUUCCUGGACCAGCCCACCAUGGCCUUCGUGCGGCUGCAGGAGGCCGUGGAGCUGGACGCAGUGCUGGAGGUGCCUGUCCCUGUGCGGUUCCUCUUUGUGCUCCUGGGGCCCAGCAGCACCCACAUGGACUACCACGAGAUUGGGCGCUCCAUCUCCACCCUGAUGUCUGACAAGCAAUUCCAUGAAGCCGCGUACCUGGCUGAUGACCGCCACGACCUCCUCAACGCCAUCAACGAGUUCCUGGACUGCAGCGUGGUGCUGCCGCCCUCCGAGGUGCAGGGCGAGGAGCUGCUGCGCAGCGUCGCCCACUUCCAGCGUGAGAUGCUCAAGAAGCGCGAGGAGCAGGAGCGGCGGCUGCUGCUGGAGCCCAAGUCGCCGGAGGAGAAAGGUGCCGGCACGGGGCCGGGAGCGGGGCAGGGCUGGGGCCCCGCGCCGGGCGGCCGGCGCUCAUGGCCCGUCUGUCCGUGGGGCGCAGCGCUGCUGAAGCUGAAGGUGGUGGAGGGCGAGGGCGAGGAGGAGGACGACCCGCUGCGACGCACAGGCCGGCCCUUCGGGGGGCUCAUCCGGGACGUGCGGCGGCGGUACCCCCACUACCUGAGCGACUUCCGGGACGCACUGAACCCCCAGUGCAUCGCAGCCGUCAUCUUCAUCUACUUCGCCGCGCUGUCGCCUGCCAUCACCUUCGGGGGGCUGCUGGGGGAGAAGACGCAGGACCUGAUCGGGGUGUCUGAGCUGAUCAUCUCCACGUCGCUGCAGGGUGUCCUCUUCUGCCUGCUGGGGGCCCAGCCCCUGCUCGUCAUUGGCUUCUCGGGGCCCCUGCUCGUCUUCGAGGAGGCCUUCUUCACGUUCUGCACCUCCAAUGAGCUGGAGUACCUGGUGGGGCGUGUCUGGAUUGGCUUCUGGCUCAUCCUCAUUGUGCUGGUCAUGGUGGCCUUUGAGGGCAGCUUCCUAGUGCGCUUCGUGUCCCGCUUCACCCAGGAGAUCUUUGCCUUCCUCAUCUCCCUCAUCUUCAUCUAUGAGACCUUCUCCAAGCUGGCCAAGAUCUUCCAGGAGCACCCGCUGCACGGGUGCAUGAAGGCAAACGCCACAGACGGGGAGGCCACAAUGACGAGGAACAUGAGUGUGGCCUCGGGCAACAGCACAUGGCGCCGAACCGUGCCCAAGGUGACAGGGCAACCGAACACAGCGCUGCUUUCACUGGUGCUCAUGGCCGGCACCUUCUUCAUUGCCUUCUUCCUGCGCAAGUUCAAGAACAGCCGAUUCUUCCCCGGACGGAUCCGACGGCUCAUUGGGGACUUCGGGGUGCCCAUCGCCAUCCUGGUCAUGGUGCUGGUGGACUACAGCAUCCAAGACACCUACACGCAGAAGCUGAGCGUGCCCAGCGGGUUCUCAGUGACGGCCCCGGAGAAGCGGGGCUGGGUGAUCAACCCCCUGGGGGAGAAUAGCGUCUUCCCCGUGUGGAUGAUGGUGGCAAGUGGCCUCCCCGCCAUCCUCGUCUUCAUCCUCAUCUUCAUGGAGACCCAGAUCACCACGCUGAUCAUCAGCAAGAAGGAGCGGAUGCUGCAGAAGGGCUCCGGGUUCCACCUCGACCUCCUGCUCAUCGUGGCCAUGGGUGGCUUCUUCGCUCUCUUCGGGCUGCCCUGGCUGGCCGCGGCCACAGUGCGCUCCGUCACGCACGCCAAUGCCCUCACCGUCAUGAGCAAGGCCGUGGCGCCUGGCGACAAGCCCAAGAUCCAGGAGGUGAAGGAGCAGCGAGUCACCGGGCUGCUGGUGGCCGUGCUUGUGGGCUUGUCCAUCGUCAUCGGGGACCUGCUGCGGCAGAUUCCGCUGGCCGUGCUCUUCGGCAUCUUCCUCUACAUGGGCGUCACCUCCCUCAAUGGCAUCCAGUUCUACGAGCGCCUGCAGCUGCUGCUGAUGCCCCCCAAGCACCACCCCGACGUCACCUAUGUCAAGAAGGUGCGCACGCUGCGCAUGCACCUCUUCACCAGCCUGCAGCUGGCCUGCCUGGCCGUGCUCUGGGCCGUCAUGUCCACCGUGGCCUCCCUGGCCUUCCCCUUCAUCCUAAUCCUCACCGUGCCCCUCCGCAUGUGCCUGCUCAGCCGCAUCUUCACUGACCGGGAGAUGAAGUGUCUCGACGCGGACGAGGCCGAGCCCAUCUUCGACGAGCGGGAAGGCGUGGACGAGUACAACGAAAUGCCGAUGCCGGUGUGAGCCGCGUGCCUGUCAGCGAGCAGGGCUUGGCGGGGCCCCGGCGCUGCCCGUGGGGCCCCCGCUGCUGCCCCGCACGGGGCCUGGGACUGUCGAGCCGAGCCCGGCUGGUGAAGGGCCCCUGCGCGCCCCGUGCCUUUGCCACGAGCAGCAUGGUGCCUGCUGGGCUGGGGAACCUGCCAAAGAGAAGCUGCCUGCAACUUGCCCCGCUGGCGACUUGCCGGCCUCCCCGUCAGGGAGGGGACCCGCACGUGCCCCCAGCUGCGGCCCCGAGCACGAGGUCUCGGCGUCUGUCCCACCGGGCCCGUCUCGACCCUGCCGCGGGGCAGAGCCAGCCCUGGGCCGCUCCGCGUGCCGCCGUGCCCGCUGCAGAGCCGCAGGGCCGUGCCCUCCCCGCCAGCCCCCAGCCCAGGCUCCAACCAGACAAUCAGGUGUUUUAUUUAAGAGAGUAAUUUAAACGGCAAUAAACAGCUUUAUACCGUGCACACGGGGCUGAGGAGUGACACGGCGGUUUAUGGCGCUGGCAGGGUCGGUGAUGAGAAGGGCCAAGGCCGGGGCGGCGGCGGGCCCCGAGCACCCCGCGUGUCUGGGGCAGGGCUGCAGGCGGCACCCAGGGCCCCCGCGGAGGGGCCGGGCUGGCUGCACCCCGGGCGCUGGGGCGGGGGGUCGCGGGCCCAGCCUGGGCAGGCUGCUGCCUCGUACUAAUAAACAGAAUGGACUUUGCA
Molecule: messenger RNA, 4746 nt
Organism: Rhea pennata
Lineage: Eukaryota; Metazoa; Chordata; Aves; Rheiformes; Rheidae
Gene: SLC4A2
Product: solute carrier family 4 member 2
Exons: 22
Coding region: 239-4024 (1261 amino acids)
Biological process (GO): bicarbonate transport; transmembrane transport; monoatomic anion transport
Cellular component (GO): basolateral plasma membrane; apical plasma membrane; plasma membrane
Molecular function (GO): monoatomic anion transmembrane transporter activity; solute:inorganic anion antiporter activity
Source: RefSeq, a predicted model, not a curated record